Molecule: messenger RNA, 3762 nt
Organism: Conger conger (European conger)
Lineage: Eukaryota; Metazoa; Chordata; Actinopteri; Anguilliformes; Congridae
Product: nocturnin-like
Exons: 3
Coding region: 1281-2390 (369 amino acids)
Biological process (GO): circadian rhythm
Molecular function (GO): poly(A)-specific ribonuclease activity
Source: RefSeq, a predicted model, not a curated record
GUGUGUGUGUGUGUGUGUUUGUGUUUGUGUUUGUGUGUGUGUGUGUGUGUGAUUUCUGUUUUUGUAGUAAUACAUAAUUGUGCACAUAGAGCUACUGGGGUCAGGCUAGCUGUGAAUAAGGAUACUAAAUAAGGGAUGAGCAGAACCAUUUAUUUUGAUAAAGCGGAUAUUUAGCGAAUUAAGUGGUUUAGUGAUUCAGUAAAUUUGCAUGAACGUUCUGAAGAGAGAACAGGACAAAAUGGCUGCACGUUCUGCAGCAGGGACUGUCUGAAGCUGUGCCCUGAAGAGCCAGGCAGUGUCCUCCGCUCACAGAACAAUCAGCGCUCAUUAGAGAGAUGACACACCGCACACGCGGGAGUCGCACGGGCAUCGUCAUGGCGAUGAGCCGUCACCGUGGCGCCCAGGACACUGUGACUGCGGGGACGAGACGCGGCUGAUAAACCCAACAAAUGGGGCUAAUUGGUUCUCCGUUCCGAAGGAGCGUGGCGGAGUCGUCGUGGAAACGACGUCCUUCAGUUUGUAGUAAUUGUAUAAGAAGUGAAUUUAGGUUUGGUGGCCAGAGUCUGUUCUGUCUGCCUGCAUGUGUUAAUUCAGACUGAGGUCAGCUUUACUGUGUGCGUGCGUGCGUGUGGGGAAGGACAACUAAAAUGCUAAAACCCAGAGCAAGGUAAAAUCAUUCAUUUUCAGGGUCAGCUUUGUACAGUUGCACAUGUAGCUUUUCAUGUGCUAUUUUUCUGGUUUGGCAUUCAUUCCAUUACAUUACAUUCAUUUUUAUACAGAUGGAAUUUGAGCAGGCUGAGGAGCAGACAUUAUAGUAUAUAAUUGAUUGACAGGGGCACUCGAAAAAUAUUUUGGUGGUUAAUACUACAUAUAGCAUAUAGUCAUGAUAAACAAACGAAUAUGCAAGCUGUUCAGUAGUCUAGUUUAUUUCAGUCCUUUGGAAAAAAGUGUAUUAGAUCUGAGGCUGGUGUGGGGGGGGGGGGUAGUCAUAUCAGGUGAUUGUUCUUUGAAAAGGGAACUUCUUGAAAUAGAAAUCACGUAAUGUUAUACAUCUGCUUCAAAAAUAGAUUAACAGCCAAAAAUAAUUUAUUUCUUGUGACCUCCCCGCAAUCCCAAUCAGACAUCGCUGUUCUCCUGAAGCUGCGGUAGUGCUAACAAGCGGCGGCUUUUUCCGCUAACGGCCGAGUUUCCGUUGGUUCUGACUCUGGCCUCGUGGGGUUUUGCCAAGGACAUUUACAGAUUUGUUUUUUCGGUCACGUCGUUUCCCAUCCCUUUGUUCCAUGGGCAGCAGCUCCAGCAGGCUGUAUAGCGCCCUGGCCCAGACGCUGAGCGGCGGUCCCACGGCCCAGGAGGGGGCGCUGGAGCAGGACCUGGGGCAGGAGCCGGAGCGCUGCGACCCAGACCAGCUGCAGAGGGAGUGCCAGGAGGUCCUGCGUCAGCGCCCUCCACGCACACAGCGCUGCUUCACCUCCCCCCGCGGCCCUGCACCCCAGGGCCUGUCCCCAGGGCAGCCCAUCCGCGUCAUGCAGUGGAACAUCCUCGCCCAAGCUCUGGGUGAGGGGAAGGACAGCUUCGUGCGCUGCCCCCCGGAGGCCCUGAACUGGGCCGAGCGCAAGUACCUGAUCCUGGAGGAGAUCCUGACGUACCGGCCCGACAUCCUGUGCCUGCAGGAAGUGGACCACUACUACGACACCUUCCAGCCCGUCCUCCAGAGCCUGGGCUACCACGGCACCUUCUGCCCCAAGCCCUGGUCCCCCUGCCUGGACCUGGAGCGGAACAACGGGCCGGACGGCUGCGCGCUGUUCUUCCGCCGCGAGCGCUUCCAGCUGGAGCACAGCGCCAGCGUGCGCCUGGCGGCCGCCCUGCUGAAGACCAACCAGGUGGCCAUCAUCCAGACGCUGCGUUGCCGGGCGACGGGGCGUGCGCUGUGCGUGGCGGUGACGCACCUGAAGGCCCGGAGCGGCUGGGAGAGGCUGCGGAGCGCCCAGGGCUCCGACCUGCUGCGCUACCUGCAGACGGCCAGCGGGGGGCGCCAGGGCGUGCCGCUGCUGGUGUGCGGCGACUUUAACGCCGAGCCCAGCGAGGACGUGUACCGGCGCUUCGCCGCCUCGGGCCUGGAGCUGGACAGCGCCUACACCCGGCUGAGCCCGGACGGCGCCGAGCCGCCUUACACCACCUGGAAGAUCCGGCCCUCGGGCGAGAGCUGCCACACGCUGGACUACAUCUGGUUCUCACGACUCGCCUUCCGCGUGGAGUCCCUGCUGGAGCUCCCCACCGCUGAACAGAUCGGCCCUGACCGUCUGCCCUCAUACAACUACCCCUCCGACCACCUGUCCCUCAUCUGCGACUUCAGCCUCCUGGACCCGGCCCAGCCAGGGGAGCAGAGCUAGCCUGCUACAGGGGCCCUCUGCUACAGGAACUCUGUUACAGGGGCCUUCUGCUACAGGAACUCUGUUACAGGGGCCCUCUGCUACAGGAACUCUGUUACAGGGGCCCUCUGCUACAGGAACUCUGCUCCAGGAACUCUGCUACAGGGGCCUUCUGCUACAGGAACUCUGCUACAGGGGCCCUCUGCUACAGGGGCCCUCUGCUACAGGAACUCUGCUACAGGGGCCCUCUGCUGCAGGAACUCUGCUACAGGGGCCCUCUGCUACAGGAACUCUGCUACAGGGGCCCUCUGCUACAGGAACUCUGCUACAGGGGCCCUCUGCUACAGGAACUCUGCUACAGGGGCCCCACACUGGGGACUCUGGUACAGGCGCUCUGCUUUUGCACAGGGACCACAGUCUGACUCACCCUUGCGUGUGAAUGUUUUAAUGUUGAAAAUACCUACUUGAUCAUAGCACACAUCACAGCAAAUGUAAUUUUAUUAGGCCACAAAUAACUUCUUUUUCUGUGUGGGGUGUGAAUGUUGUUGGGCAAGAAAAACUCUCCUCUCUGCUUAGGAAGGAGGAACAGUUUUAGGAAGUAUCCAUUUUCAUUUUGCUGUUCACAGUGCAGAUUAAUGGCUUUAAAGUGCUGCUAUAUCAGUUUCACAAGGCCCACCACUGCAUUAAACUGGUACACAUCGCAGUCCAACCAUGAGCAACAAGUCCAAGGACAGAUGUGCAUUGCUCUUGCCAACUAGUAUGUUAAUCUGCUUCCCCUAAAAGCACAAAAGAAAAAUCCAAUACAGGAAACCGGAAGCCAGUAUGCAGUCCACAGCUGUCAUCACAUCUAGCAUGAUUAACUGUGAAUGUACUGUAAAAUGCAAACUGAUGCCAAACUGACAACUUUGCGUUUGUUCAGGUAUAUUAUGCAGAAAACCAUGGAAAAACACAAGGUUUUUAUGCAUCUUUUGCUGGCAAGGGUGCAUUAACUUGCAAGGGAUGGGAAAGAAUGCUGUUGGAGCCAAGCUCAAUAUGUGAAAUAUUGGAUAACGGUUUUCUGAGGCUGAUGGGAAUAGAGGUCCAUUGGGUGUAACAGGGAAAAUGGAUAUUAACCACAAUGUAUCGAACCUGGUUGGAUAAUAUGCAUUAUAAAUGGCCACACAGCUAUGCAAUUUCAUCAUCAGUGUACUUGGGGGUUGGUUGGCUGAAAACCAACACUUGUGUUCUUCAGUUUACAUUAUGAGUUAUACCUACCUCAGUUGUAAGACAUUUUCCAUGCGUGUUGGCCUGUAAAUAUUAAAUAUUUUAUGUAACUGAAUUUAUUAAUAAUUACUGUUUUUGUGUGUGUAAUUUAAUUUCUCCAGUCUGAUUUGUAAAACAAAGUCCUGUUGGG